Messenger RNA from Soboliphyme baturini, 1398 nucleotides. The record is from the annotation of a GenBank genome assembly. NCBI's taxonomy places the organism in Eukaryota, Metazoa, Nematoda, Enoplea, Dioctophymatida, Soboliphymatidae.
AUGUGCCUUCGUCGUACUUCAGUUUCGAGCAACAUCGAAGGAAAAACUUACUUCUGCACACCAAUGGAGAAUUACAACGUGUUCAUGUUUCUUCCGGCUACCAACAAAUCGCAUCCGUUGUCGGAUAAUAGUGUCUUCGUGCUAGCUUCCAGGAUGGAUUCAUUUUCAAUGUUCGCCGAUAUGAGUCCUGGUGCUGACUCCGCACUCAGUAACAUGGUAGCUAUGCUGAGCAUAAUCGAGGCGCUAGGACGUGCACAGUCGACAAUCAAACUUCUCAGUGAGAAAAAUGACAAGCAUCUGUUUCUGGCGUUUUUUAACGGCGAAAGUUUCGAUUAUAUCGGUUCUUCGCGAAUGAUCUGGGAGAUGGCCAAAGACGAAUUUCCUCAGCCGCUUAAGAACGGAACUGAAGAGCAGCCUGCUUUGUUUCACCUGUCGAACAUAGCCUUUUUCCUUGAAUUGAACCAGUUGGCGUUAUCAGGCGAUGGUCGACUUUUCCUCCAUGUUGAUCCGUUGUCCUAUGCGAAGGCAGACGUUCAGCGGCAGGUCGAACAUGUAUCGUCGCAACUCAUGAACUUCGGCGAUGGAAUGUUCAUCGGUUACAACAAGUCCAUUCCCCUCCCACCUGCAUCGCUGCAGAGUUUUCUCAAGGCCCGUCCAGACCUUCCUGGUCUGGUGAUCACCGAUCAUCUUUACGAAUUUAGCAACAAGUUUUACAACUCGUUUAUGGAUCAACCACCGAGAAUCAAUCAGCUGAAGUUCGCCAGAGUCGUGAAGCACGCUGGCGACGCAAUUUUGAACUUGAUUUUCCUAUGGUUGAAUAAUGGAGUCGAGCAACAAAUGAUUCCAGAAAUCGAUAUCAAAAUGGUGGACACCCUGCUCAAAUGCCUGCUUCACUUUCCAGACUGGAACUGUACGAGCCUUCGACAGAUCAUCGACAGUUUACCUGGCACCUAUCCAAUGCAACGCACUUACAUCGGAUCAUCUCUGAACCGUAUUUUCGCCACGUACUUCUCGUCGUUUUUCCUCGGGAAUGAAGUGAAGAAAGACGAAUGCAAAGAUGACGACGGUGUGGUCAAUAUUCUUGCCUACAGAUCAAUGAAAAACCCGUUUACCGAUGAUAAUUCUAGCCAUUGCAUCGCGUCUACGGUGAUGAUAUCACCGGCCAGGUCGCCUGCAUUCGAUAUUGAAGAUUACGACUGGAAGUCGGGCACGUAUUCCACAUGGGCUGAAUCCGUCUGGUUGCGUCCAAGAAUGAGAAUUUUCCUAAUGAGUAGCCCAAGUUGGCACAACACGGUUUUCGGCAUUGGACUAAGCAUAUUUUUAUUAUCCAUUUUUAUUACGUAUACCGUCAAAAAUGGCGCAGACAUCUUGUUUGCUUCCAACAUUUCUGAGGUGUGA